AUGCCCGAGAGAGAACCUCAGGAUAGUCGCCCCAGAGAGCCGAGAAGGAAGACCAGGAAGUCAUCUCGAGCCCGAGGGAACCCAUGUAAAGUUUACACCCUCGAGCCCGCCGAAGGAGACCCAGGAAGUCGCCAGAGCCCCGGGGAAGAAGACCCAGAAAGUUCACCGAAGUCACCCUCGAGCCCCGAGGAAAGGAGAUUCACCAGGGAAGUUCGCCAGGAAGCCGAGAAGGAGACCCAGGAUAGUCACCCCGAGCACCGAAGAGGAGAUCAGGAAUCACCCUCGAGCUACCGAGAAGGAGACCCAGGAAGUCGCCAGAGUUCCGGGACAGGAGACCCAGGAAGUCGCCCAAAGAGCCCGAAAAGGAGAUCCACGGAAAUGUCGACCCAAGAGCUCGAGAAGGAGACCCAGGAAGUCGCCCAGGAGCUCGAGGAGGAGCCCAAGGAAGUCACCUCGGGCCCGGAGAAGGAGACCCAGAAAAGCCCAUACCGUUCCUACCGACGAUUUGGAGGUCCCAGGGACUUCUGGGUCCUCCUAGAGCCCGAGAAGGAGACCCAGGAAGUCUCCCUAGAGCCCGUGAAGGAGACCCAGGAACCCGAGAAGGAGACCCAGGAAGUCGCCCCAGAGGCCGAAAGGAGAGACCAGGAAGUCGCCCGAAGCCCGAGAAGGGGAGACGCCAGAAGUCUCCCUAGAGCCCGAGAAGGAGACCCAGGAAAGUUCCUCCCAGAGCCCAAGAAGGAGACCCCCCAAGGAAGUCUUCCAUAG
Molecule: messenger RNA, 765 nt
Organism: Penaeus vannamei (Pacific white shrimp)
Lineage: Eukaryota; Metazoa; Arthropoda; Malacostraca; Decapoda; Penaeidae
Source: RefSeq, a predicted model, not a curated record